Messenger RNA from Exophiala bonariae, 3288 nucleotides. RefSeq lists its product as uncharacterized. The transcript has 2 exons. Lineage: Eukaryota; Fungi; Ascomycota; Eurotiomycetes; Chaetothyriales; Herpotrichiellaceae. The record is from RefSeq and is a predicted model, not a curated record. The coding region runs from base 1 to 3288 and encodes 1095 amino acids.
AUGGAUUUCCUCUCGCGAAAAACAUCAAGGAAGUAUCUUCGGCAUGAAACGGAUUCGACUGGCACAAAGAGAAGCAGUUCGGCUGAGCCUGACCGUACCGAGAUUAAACCCUCGAUCUUUCGUCGAUUGAGUCGGAGAAACAGUGCGAGCAAGAUAGAAAGUCAGAAGAAGCAGCCUGUUAUUGAGCAGAGAGAUCAUGCCUCAAAACAAUCCAGUGUGAGUGACAAAAUUGUACAGCCAGAAAUCGCUGAAUUGCAUCUGGAUCUCAACAAAGAUGAUGAGUCUCACAUGGCACCAAAGCCUCCUGCCGUAAAUAAUUCUUCACCUACCCAUAAUGGACAGCCCGACUCAUCAAUAGGGCAAGCCAUCACAACGACAGGAGAUACAAAAGUUGAUGCUGCGGUCGCUGUGAAAGCUGGGGUUUUAGAACACGAGCAUGGACAUGAUCGCCGAGGAAAUAGCAAGGCUGGUUUGACCAAAGCCGAUGUAGAAGGGCUCUUUUCUGGCGCUCCACAGUUCACUCUCGAAAAGGGACGAAGGGGCCGUUACUUUCCUCAGGCUUUCUUCCCAUGGAACAAUGACCUUGAGACAUCCGAUCUUCAAGAUCGGAGAUACCUGCGGCACGAAAGCUUUGCCUUGUCAACUCUUCAUGCUCAUUUACCAAUACCGGACGAAGUUGACUGGAAGCCGGGCAUGCUGCCACCGGUGCAGAAAAAUGAAAGGCUGGAAACCAAUAAGAGACCCAUGUUCGAGCUUGGAAUCUUUGAGAGGCCUAACAUGCUUGGUUUGGAAGGCCAAGAGCCUGGGACCGUGAGCAUGCGGUAUUUCCUCGAGCGACCCGUUGCGGAUGGUAUCCAAGAUGAAAAUGUAAAGGAGCAUGGCAAAGACGUUGAGCUCGAUCUCGCUCUCUCCCAUGCUCCGGCAAUGGAGGCUUUCAAAAAGCUUGCUAUUGCUAGAGAGAACGAAGAGCUUGAUGCUAAGAUCGGCAAGCAUGCACCAUCCUUAGAUCGGGUCAAGCUCAUACAAGGCGGACCGCACGCUUGGAAAGCUGCCGGUGUCAGAGAUCUCAGUAUGAGCACGAUAGCCGACCGCUUCGAGGUGAUACAGAAGUGGCGAGACUUGGUCGUCAAUGCUGGCUGGCGAACAACUGUCCUUGACCACAUCACCUCCGCUGAACUGCACGUUCACCUGUUUUCUGAGAUACUCUUCCCACCAAGGAAAAUUGGCCAUGAAAUCAAACAUGAGAGUUCGGGUCUCAAAGUUCAGAUCGAAGCAUUAGUCAAAGUGCUCACGACGCCUGGUGCUUGGCUCGACUUGAGCAUACCGGAAGCUAGACUUCGACUCGGAAAGAUCUUGCACAGCAACACCACCCACUACAACAGCGAAACGAGCCACUUUUGUGUUGAGCCAGAGCGGAAAUGGCUCUUCGUCCAGCUGCUACUAUCUGUUGAACUAGUGAUUCGCUUAGAUGCUGCACUACGGCUUGGUGUUGCAAUGCACUCAGAGUCAUUCGAAUUGAACAGUGACGAAAUACAUCAUUUCAACAAGCUCCGCAACCUCAAGGUUGACUGGGACCUCGUCCUUGCAAGGAGGUUUAUAACCUUGAGUGUCAUCAAAAAGAUCGAGAAACCAGGUCACAUCAGUCAACACGCGACAAGACCUGCUCUGCAUGCAAAAUCCCCGGAGCCUCACACAAGCUUCAUAGGGAAGCUUUUCUCCCACAACGACGAGAGCAGGAAGCCCGACACAAAGUACACUUAUGAUUCUUGCGAUGUCACGGCCCUCCCACGUCAACCACAAGUGAUGGUCACUGGUGUGAUACGUUUUGCGAACAAUAUUGGCUGGCCACGCACUCUUGAGAUUCAAGAAAGUUUACGCAAGAAGCUGUGUCAACCAGAAUCAAAGGAGAGAGAUAGGUUUUUAAUGGACGCAGUCUCUUGUGUGGAUAUAGCGGAAAGGGCCAAGAAUGCCCCAGCAGCCAAUAUUACACGACCACUUGGAAAUUUCUACGUGGACUUGGAACCUGCCACCUCAUCAACAGUGGGUGGCUGGCUUUCUCAUAGUUGGCUGUCCGGCUUGAUAUUGCCCGGAAACUCCAUUUGCGAUAUUCUGAUUUCCACGCUACUUGAAAAUGACACCGAUCCAAAUACGAUAGCAAAACUUGACUGUCAUGGAACCCACCCCCUUCGCGGCUCGGGAUUUGUUCUCAAUGGCAGUAGUUGGUGGUCAAAAUCUUGCAUUGUGGGUCGAGUUCUGGCCCCUAUGCAUGGUGCUAAGGAAUCAAUGGGCUGGAUUUCUGCGCCAAAUGUUGUGCCUCUGGAUGACACAAGCAAGAAGCCAUUUCCCGAUCGUUGGGUUAAGGUCAAGACAUUCCCUGUCCCAACUACACGUUCAAGACCAAGGAUAUUUGAUGGCGAAAAGAUCGCGAUUGAAAGCACUCCCCUUGGAAUGGGCAAAGGCGGGAUUCGGGGUGCUGAAUUCAGCAUGGUCACCGAUCAUAUUCUAAAUGAUGAAACGAAGCCCCAACUAGAUGUGAAGGACAUCAGGAUUCACCUAUCGACUAGUGAUGCUACCAGUUCGAGUCCAGAACAUCCAUUGGCAGCAUGGGCAGAGUUCGAGCUGACAUUGACCCCACGCGUCAUCGGAAAAUCAUCUCCCCAAGCCGAAAUUGUCACCAAGAAGGUUCGAUAUGGCCUUGACCGAGCUGUGUACUUCAUCACGUCUUUCCCAUGCCGAUUACCCCACGGACAUGCUACCUUCCCACCUGGCUCCGCAGAUGCGGACUACGAACAACACAGACAACCGCCUAAGCACAAGUCUCAUGAGCACAUUCCCGCCCACCCGCUCCACAAAACAUAUAAGUUCGUGACCAAGACUCUCUCGGAUCUGGUAAAUGGUGACGGUGGCGUGACGGGUGCCGAGCCCCCAAAUCCUUGCCUGAGUCAUGAUUCGGAGGUCUGGGUUGUUGAUGCGAGAUCGCCAGUGAUGCAGAGCAGUCACCAGGAGCGAAGCCACAGUGAGGCAAACUAUCUGUCCAAUUUCUACUCCAAUUCGUCGUCAACCGCUGAAGCUUCCCCAAGUCUCGUGGAGGCCGGAAGUGAGGUCCAAGCAGAAAAGGCGGUGCACAACCAGUUAUGGACGAGGGACAUCCUCGUUCGGAGUUGGUGUGCGGAGAAAGGUCGCAAUGCUUUGAUUGCUCGCGUUGGCCGAACUUGUCUGUCUUGUGCGAUAAGGGAGGCGAAGGCUUUGGAAGUUAGUGUCAUAAUCAGAGUGGGCGUGAUGGAUUGA